UCCACCGCGCCCUCCGCUGUUCCAUCACCUGGUGCACGGUGGUCCAGGUCUGUCUUGGCCCGGCGGUGGUCAUAUCGGGUCGUCUGGGGUAAUAUUUCAUAUUUGCGAUGUCAUUAAUUUUCCUCUUGUUGUAAUUCUAGAUGUGCGGUGUUGCCACGUCAGAGGGAGUUGUGUUGUACGAUGGUGCCACGUCUGAGAAAGAGCUGUGUGUUGCGGUGGUGCCACGUGUGAGGGAGCUGUGUGUGUUGUGUGCGGUGGUGCCACGUGUGAGGGAGCUGUGUGUGUUGUGUGCGGUGGUGCCACGUCAUGUCCCCCAUCUGCUGGUGUGCCACGUCUCACCAGUACAGUGGUGCCACGUCCUCCAGGCCCGCAGGCUAUUGGUGGAGGUGUUUAGACUUGCCCUCGUACACCAGCCCCCCCUCACUCCCGCCCCCCUUCCGUCACUACACUACGGCCUACAUAAACAUCAUGUAGAUGGAUAAGGUGAACCGAGAAAUGGAAAAGCAAGGAGGAGAAAGUAUUUUGUCCAUACUAGAAGAAGAAGAAGAAGAAGAACACCUGAUAGUAAUUAGCGGCAAUGCAGAGAGUAAUAAGCUGUCCAGGCAACGGAGAGUGAGUGACCACAUUAUACUGAGACAACCGACAACAAUAAUAACAAAAAUGAAGUUCAACCGUAAACUUAUACCCUUUAAGGUCCACUACUUCUGUUUCCUGGGAUGUAUGUCACCGAUCCUGCCGUUCCUGAUUGUGGUCGGCGUCCAGCUGGGUAUACCCGUGUCGGUGACGGGCACACUGUCUUCCAUCUCUCUCUUGCUAAUAGUGUUCAUGAAGCCCCUCGUCGCUGCCAUGGCCGAUUCUUUCCCCGCCCACAGACGAGCCAUCUUCCUCUUAACCCUGACCUUGAUGGUUACCUGCUACAGCUCCCUCGUCUUCAUCCCACCUAUGAAGGAGGUGCCCAAGGUCAAGGGUCAACUGGUGAGGCCUGUAGAAGCCCUCACCUCCCAAGAGAAGGAAUUCAACCCACUUGUUGCAACAAAUGCAGAAAAAAAGGACAUUUCUAGCAAAACUUUGCUUCUGGCUCAUGGUGACGGUGCAUGUUAUGUGGCAGUGGCAUGGGACUGCAUAGCAUCAUGCAGUCAACCUUGGGCGUGCCUUUCAUCGAACACCUCCACGACUGACAUCCGAAUCACGGCCCUUCCUCGAGACAACGGCCUCAAGAUCUUUCAUGCUGCAGAAGAGACGUCACAUUUCCAUACUUUCAGUAGUGUUCCUCUUGAUGGUUCUCCUCCCUUGUGGGGUGAGGCUGAGAAAGGUGAAGGGCAGGAGGAGAGAGGUCAUCUGUAUCAGCUGGAAGGAGCCAAUGUCACCCAGGACUUAAUAAUGGCCAAUGUAAGCCUGGAGUGUGGGGGCGGGCAGUGGGAGGGGAAGGAAUGUGAUGGCUCCUGGACGUACUUGUCGUUCUGGAUCUUUACCGCUCUGUUCUUCGUGGGUCAGACUUCGUUCAACACCGCCAUAUCAGUCACGGACGCCAUCAUUGUGGAUACCAUCGGACAGGAUGGAGACUAUGGCAUCCAGAGAGCUUGGGGCACUGUGGGCUGGGGUCUGAUGGGGCCUAUUAGUGGGCUACUCAUAGACUGGUGGUCUGGCUCAUCCCUCACCAAGGACUACACCCCUGCCUUUCUCAUCUGCUUCAUCCUGGGUUCUACUGAUGUUCUUUUAUCUGCAGCUUUUAUAAAGGUUCCAGAAAUAAAAAUUGAACACAACAUUUGGAAGAAGGUUUGGCCUGUUCUCCGCCAACCAAGGUUCUUCGUCUUCUGCUGUUUUGUCAUCUUGAAUGGACUUUUUGAUGGUGUCGUUGCAAGUUAUAUAUUCAUAAUGCAAGAAGACAUGGCACGAGGAACAGAGGCUAUGAGUUAUAUGAAAUUCCUUCAAGGGCUCACACUUUUUGUGCAGUGUGGUAUCGAGGCGCCUUUCAUGUUUAUUAAUAACUGGUUUAUGCAGAAAUUUGGGGCUAACAAUGUGACCUCCAUUGUCUUCUUCCUGUACAUCUUCCGGCUGCUGGGACUGUCGGUGGUGGGUGCCUACGGUCCCGUCUGGGCUACGCUCUUGGUGGAGAUCUUAAAUGGACCUUGUUAUGGUCUAGGGUACACGGCCAUUGUGGUGUACUCAGCCAAGGUGUCGCCCCCAGGGACCAGCACCACCGUACAGAGUGUUGUCAACAUCUGUUAUGAGAGCAUCGGAUAUGCCGUCGCGUUAUUCGUCGGUGGAUUAUUAUACUCAAGUCUAGGGGGACCAGGAACCUACCUAGUGGCAGGCAUCACUGCUACCAUCACCUUUGCCAUGCACUUCAUUGCUAUCAGAUUAAUGCCACCACCAGAAAUGUCUGAAAACGGUGACACCUUAAUGGAACCACCGGGUAAAGACAUAGAGAAAACGGCGCUGAACGUAGACAGCGUGGCUCCGAGUAACGAGGGAGAAAACACAUCGGUGGGGGAAGACAGAGAGUCGGUGGCGGAAGACAGAGAGUCGGUGGAGUUACAACCAGAAAACCAACUCUGAAGAAGUGCAAAAACCAUGGAAGAAAGACAAGAAGCUGAACAUUGUGAGGAGUACAGUAUGGGUAAAGCAAAAUAUACCAGUCAGCUGAGAAUGUUAAGAGUGUGUAGUUUGUCUUUGUCUUUCCAUGACUGUUGGUAGACUGGGAAGAAGAAGAAGAAGACAGUAAGUGCCAAUCAUUUUGACGUAUAAUUUGUGAUAUGUGAAACUGUACAGCGCUACAGUUUUGGUGAUACUGUACAGUGAUUAAGGAGAGAAUACUCAUGUUAUAGUCUUGUUGGGCAGUUGUAUUAAAUUCACGGGGCACUUUUAAUGUUAAGUAAGGGGUACACUUUCAAUGUCUAAUUCGCAGGGUACUUAUAAUGAUAAUUAGAGUGCAAUUAUAAUGAGAAAUUUACUGAGUACUUAUAAUAUGAAGUUCACAGAGUUCUUGUACUUAUAAUUUAAAUUCACUGAGUACUUAUAAUAUGAAUUUUGCAGAGUAGUACUUGUACUUAUAAUGUAAUAUUCACUGAGUACUGUACUGAAGUUCACAAUUGGGGAUUAACAGAAUUACAGAUAGGCAUAGAACUAUCAGAUAACAUAGUAUGCACAUAUGCAAUCAUCUCUGAGCAUACUGUCCAGUAUAUAGAUACAUCUGAGGUACACUAGUGAGCUUGAUUAUAUUAUGAAGCAUUGAAACCUUCUGCCUUAUUUAGUUAUGAUAAGGGCUGAUAUGGAUUUGAUCCCACGUGGCUAGCUCAUUUUUUAACUCGUUAAUGAAUAAAAAUCCGUUCAUAUUAAAAACAAUAGUUUCACAUCAAGAAAUAUUAUGUGUAUAUAGAAGUGCAGCUUUUUAAUGACUAUUAAUAUCUUUUUUAUCUGCUUGAUGAUAACAUUCUAAGGUUUUUUUUUUAAUUAAUCAAUUUCACCACUUAUUAACUUAUAACCUGUUGGGCAUUCAGACUCUUCUCUGUUACGCACAAUCAUCUGUUCUCUGUUACAUGCACCUCGUUCCUGUUUUCACCUUCAUUGUUCCUUAUAAACACAAGUUAGUUUUAUCUAAAAUAGUCGUAAAGUGAAGUACAGUGAAGCAUGUUAAGUGAUGCUUAAGUGAGUGAUCUUUUCUUUACUAGAUCUCCAAGUAUGAGCUGAACUUGUUCGGUGUACACCCCAUGCACGUGACACAGCGUACACCUCAUGCACAUGACAGUGUACACCUCAUGUACGUGACAGUGUACACCUCAUGCACGUGACAGUGUACACCUCAUGCAAAUGACACAGUAUACACCUCAUGCAAAUGACACAGUAUACACCUCAUGCACAUGACAGUGUACACCUCAUGCAUGUGACAAUGUACACCUCAUGGACAUGACACAGUGUACACCUCAUGCAAAUGACACAGUAUACACCUUGUGCAUGUGACACAGUGUACACCUCAUGCAUGUGACAAUGUACACCUCAUGCACAUGACAUAGUAUACACCUCAUGCAUGUGAGUGUACAUCUACUGCGCAUAUGACAUAGUACAGUACACUACAUCUCCUAAACUUGACGCACCAACCUAACCUUAUCUAUGUCUCUCAUUAACUUACCUUCGUUAUUUAAACUUAAGAGUUAACCAAACUUAACCUAAACCUUGAGUUUACUUAUUCUACGUGACUUAACGAAAACCUGAAAUUAAUGUACAAUAUUUUAUAUAAUUUAAACUUUAGGCCUAGUGUAGAUAGAUUAAUUUAAAAUUUGACCUAAUUUAAGUUUAAAGUUAACUUAAUUUACCAAACUUUAACCUAAAGUUCACAUAAUUCACCUCACCUGAGACUGAAGUUAACUUAACCCUUACGCUGGCCACUCGUUCGGUCCAAAUCUCACCCAUAGACUAGUCGAUGAAUGCAUAAUUUUUUUCAUUGAAUUUUGUUUUCAUUUACCAUUUAUGGGUAAAAUUUUGCAAAUUUCUUCUUCUUUUAAUUGAGUUAAAAGGAUAAAAUAUCUGACUAAGUGAUCAAAGAACAAAAUAGUUCCUAGAAGUGAAUUGGGAUGGCUGAAAAUGAGUGUGGGAAUAUAAUAUCUUAUGCACCAGUGUGAGCGUUGAGGGUCGUGGGAGACAUCUCACUUCUAACAGCCCACAUACUGUAGUGAUGCAAAUGGCACCAGCAUCCGGCAAAAGGGUUAAUGUGUUCUACCUUGCCUAAAUUGCCUUGAACUAAUUAACCAAACUUAAUGUACUGAACAUUAACCCUCACUCAACCUAAAUCGUUCAUCCAUUGUGUCAUAUAACACAAUUGUAAAAAUACUUUUUGGAGCAUGUACAGUACAGUGCAGUGCUACAGUACAUUGUUUAUAUCAAUAUUGAUAUAAAGCUAUGACCCAGGGUGGGAUGUCAACCAGCAUGAACAGGAGGUAGAUUAUUGUGUUGCGAUUUAGGGGGCCAUCUACACCCAAGUUAAGACACUGUUGUUAAUCAGUUCCUGUAUUAUGUAAUUUAUUUUAUAUACUGACAACCCAUCCUCUAUUAUGUUAUAUUAUACUGAUAACAAACCCUUUAUGUAAUAAGCCAUAUGGUGAUGAUUUAUAUAUUUUUUGUAUUUACUGUAUUGAUUAUGGUAAAAAAAAUUUAAUUAGAAUCUUGAGGCAGAAAAUAAAUAGUGUAAUGACUUAAUGUGCCAAAUGAUGUGGGCCAGUUCAAGGUGGCCAACUUAUAGAACAAGAUAACUUAAAGUGAGGAGUAUGACAACCUUCAUUAUUUUAUAAAGUAGUGGUACUAACUACUAACCAGGGUGAUUCCUACUUAUGAAGAAGCUUGGCAAUACAGUAGUUAUUAGACAAUGGUUACUGUACUUAAAAGACCAGGGUGACUCCACUUAUAAAACUGACUAACUAUCUUGACUGACCCGUCGAUGGUAUCAAGCCACACUUUGCUGGAGUGAGUCUCCCUCAUGAUGGAAAACACAAAUUCAGUCAAUUCUUGAAAGACAGGUCAUUUUUGGACUGAAAUUCUGCCAUAAAUUCUUUAUUAGCGACUUAAUCUCUUAAUUUACAAUUAGUAUACUUAAGUACUGUUUACUCUUAUUUUUUUAACCAUAAACAGGAAUACUAAUAGAAAUUAAGAGGUAUAGCAACCUCAGGUUAUUUAGUGCAAUUUUUUUUUAAUUUAGUGAAUUUUGUCUGUCCCUAUCCGAUGAAAUAACCCCAGGCUACUUUUAAUUAUGAACAUUAAGUGAUGACAUUUCUCUCUUGUACAGAAAGAACAAAAAGUGAUAUCCCCAUUAGCUGGAAUAAUUGGAAAUGAGAUUUUUCCAGGUAUGGAGAUGAAUUUCUCGUACCAUAAUUUUUCCCGGUACACCUUCUGGGGUAAGCUUUCAGAGAGUCUAAACUCAUCUCGCAUGGACAGACACAGAGCUGUAUUUAUUUAUGGAAACACCUCUGUACACAUACAAUAUAUUGUAAAUAAAUGAAGUAUACUGCUGUAUACACUAUACUUUACUCGCUAGCAGAUGCUGUCAUGGUGGGCUUGUGAUGCCGGCUGGCUAAAUGGUGAUAUGAUAAUACAGGAUGUCCUGUAUCAUCUACUGUAGUAUGUGUUAUCAAAGUUUCACUCUCCUCUCCCUCCAUGAAGAAGGGAUUGUACAUGCACUGUGUACUGUACUUACACACUAGCUGACAGUAGACAUAUACUGUCCACUCAGCUAUGUACAGUACUUUCACACUUAAUGAAUUUUUCACCUAAAUACAAAAGCAAAGUGUUAUCAUGUGUCCUGUCCGAGGCUGGAGGACUACUGUUACUAAGGCCGCGACUCACUCCCUGUGUCGGAAAAUGUAUCUUCUUAAUGAUGAUCGACACAGUUGACUGCUCAAGGCCAAGUAUUUUCACAAGGUAGUUUGACCCUUCACUUCUCUUAUGAUGCUGUAUAAUGUCAAGCUUCAUAUCCAAGCUCAAUGACUUGAGGGAGAGCUUGGCCUUGCCUGAUGAAGGAGGUGAAACAGCAAUAUGCUUAUCUGUCAUUUUUUUCAAAGUUCAGUUACUUUACACAAUAUCACAAUAGAGUACUGUUUAUGAACAGUCAGUACAGUACUCAAUAGCCUGUAAAAGUCACAGCGAUGUGCAGCAUUAACAAUGAUGCACAGCUAUAGUGUAUGCAGCACUAACAGCGAAGCAUGUAAGACAAUGAUCAAAUGACAGGUGGUAAACAUUUUGUACAGUACAUGGCGUGGGUGGGUAGGUGGCGUGCAGGUAGCGUAAACAAGUGACAGUAUAGAUGCACAAUUGGAGCACAGAGUUUUUAUGUAACAAACGGGAAAGGGUGUUAAUUCUAUAUUGAUAAACCAAAGUAUCAUUAAGUGAAUUAACGCUAAACUAGGGUUACCUGUACUGUAUACUUAAUGUAACUGUAAUAAUUUUUGAUGUCUUACACUGCUCUAACACUAUAUUCUUUGCUGAUUGUGUCCUGGUUCAAUAAUAAACAGUAUACUGCACAACACAAUUGUAUGCCUUUUGCAAUGGCAGCAGAAUAUGAACCAAGUGUUUGAGCCUUUGGCCUAAGUUACUCAAGCAGCUAGCCCACCCAUGUGCCCGACAUGUGGGGAUGCGUAGGAGUUUCAUACGAUAUCUUGGAAAAUUGGUCCUAUGCCUGGAACGAAGAAUUUUGGGGGGAAAAUGCACAUGACUCGCGACUUCAUCCUCAGAAACUUGUUCCCAUGCCCAGAAUGGAGAGAUUUUCCCAGGAAUUUCUCAGAAGGUUCAAAAUUCAUUCUAGCUAUUGGAGAGUUUUGGGUACCGGAGAUUCUCGCUAACGUGAAGAUUAUUUAUUCAGAUUAACACUAGACAGAAAAGUGUUGAUGGCAGUAAGUGAGGUAGCCAGGAAAGGUGCAAUGAAGAAAAUAUAGGGAAAUUGUGACACAGGGAAAGACUACUGGCUAAUAGGUUGACAAAUACAGUAGUGAACAGGAUAAGUAACUGAUGCCAGAAAAGUUAAUGUAGUAGCAAGAAAGGAUAAUUUGUGUUGUGGUGUCAGAGGUGUUGCCUCAUCAACAGCAUGACGGUGAUGUAACGAGAGGAGAAAAUAUUUUAACAUGAUGAGAAAAUUUGUGACAGAAGCCAAGAAAAUGACUUGAGUAUCAGACAGCCAUGUUUAAAGGUCAUAUACAUCAUGCUAACAAUACAGUAUUUCUUUCAUAAAUGUGAUAUAUAUACAGUAUACUAUACAGUACAGUAUAUAUAUAUAUACUCUGUAUAACUCGCUCAUGUUAGAUAUGUGUCCAUUUCACAAUAACUGUGAUAAUUAUGAUAGUACAGUAUUAUUAUUAUAGAGGCAUUCCAUCCUACAUAUAUCUAAACAAAUUCAACAUACAUUUAUUGUAUACCAAUGCUGUAUACACAUCUUGCUCAGUGCAAUACAGUAUCUCUGUGUGUAUUUUGGCCAGUGCAGUGUGUACUUAUUUAAUAUACUGUGCACGUGUUAAAAAAAUCCUGAAUGUGUAUUGAAUGAGAAUAUUUAACGUGUAAAGUAAAAUAUGUGAAAUACUUUACUCUUAUGUGAUAAUAAAUAUUUCAAAAUACUGAACUGUAUUAAAUUACUGAUAAAAUAAGAAUCAAAUCAUUCUAAAUGCAAAUUAAAUCAAA
Molecule: messenger RNA, 8154 nt
Organism: Homarus americanus (American lobster)
Lineage: Eukaryota; Metazoa; Arthropoda; Malacostraca; Decapoda; Nephropidae
Exons: 12
Coding region: 475-2559 (694 amino acids)
Cellular component (GO): membrane
Source: RefSeq, a predicted model, not a curated record